This is a messenger RNA of Pogona vitticeps (central bearded dragon), 1023 nucleotides long. Lineage: Eukaryota; Metazoa; Chordata; Lepidosauria; Squamata; Agamidae. The record is from RefSeq and is a predicted model, not a curated record.
UUAGAGUUUAGCUGGAAGCUGACUGGUUUUGUCAGUUCAGCCCAGGCUGAGAGAUGGCAGCACUGAAUGUGCGUAGUGUGCUGGUGACUGGAUCCAAUCGUGGCAUUGGCUUGGAGCUGAUUAGGCAGCUCGCUGGGAAAAGUAAGAGCCCUGAAUUUAUCUUUGCCACUUGCCGGGAUCCAGCAGGACCACAAGCUCAGGACUUGAAGAAUCUGGCUGCUAAGAAUCAAGGCAUUGAGAUCAUCCCUCUAGACACUUGUAAGCCAUCCAGCAUCAAAGCAGCUGUAGCCAAGGUCACUGAGCAACUGAAGGGAUCUGGACUGAAUCUGCUGAUCAACAAUGCUGGGAUUGUAAAACCAUUCACUGCUCUGGAAUCAGAGACACCAGAGGGCAUGUUGGAGGUGUACAAAACCAAUGUGGUUGGGACCAUGAUGGUAAGCCAGGCAUUCCUACCCUUGCUGAGGAAGGCAUCUCAUGAAAGCUCCCAGAAAGGGAUGAGUUGCAGCAAAGCAGCCAUUGUUAACCUGUCCAGUGAAUGCGGCUCCAUCACAAACCUCUUAGCAUGGGAAAUUGCACACAUUCUCAAUUAUCGUUGCAGCAAGACCAAUAUUUCAGAACAAGAUUCAAAGGCUGCUCUGAACAUGCUCACAAAAUGCCAGUCCCUGGGAUAUGCUGAAAACCAGAUACUGUGUGUCCCAUUGCACCCAGGGUGGUUACAGACAGAAAUGGGAAAUUCAGCGAUGCCGGCCCCAAUGACAGUGGAGGAGGGUGUGCAGAAGAUUCUGGAUACACUCUCCCAGCUCUCUGAGAAAGAUAGUGGCACAUUUGUGGACUUGGAGGGAAAGGUUCUUCCCUGGUGAGACACAGCUACGAUGAAUGCCAGUACUGACAAUGUUCUACUUGCCCUCACUUCUGGAGGAACCUCUUGCUGCGGGACAACAGGAAUGGCUAACAAGCUGAGCCUCUGACCUGAAUAUAUAUAUAUAAUAAAUACCAAUAAAUGUGGUCAGCAUUUUCAAGGUG